Messenger RNA from Rotaria socialis, 684 nucleotides. NCBI's taxonomy places the organism in Eukaryota, Metazoa, Rotifera, Eurotatoria, Philodinida, Philodinidae. The record is from the annotation of a GenBank genome assembly.
AUGGAUAGCGGUGAUAAAUAUUGUAUGCCUAACAUACAGGCCAAUCGAAAAAGUGUAUCUUGUUCUCAGAUGAAUGUUCAGGAAGAUAUUCUGUCACCCAACAUUUUCCUAAACAAAUUAAAUAUUCCAUUGAAUUGUCUUGGCGAUGAUCGAAUUCGACAACAAUAUCUUGAAGAAUAUUCAGCUAAAUAUUUUAAAGCAAAACAUUUAUUGAAUAAUGCACGAAAAAAACAACGAAAAAUUAUUAUGAUUUACUAUGAAGAAAAAGUUAAGCAAAAUAAUAUCGAUGAAUUACAAACAAUUAAAGAAUCAUUACUCAAUGAAAACGAAAAAAUCAAAAAAUUUAAAGACGCUUUAAAAGAUAAACUUACGAUCUAUCAAAAACGUAUUCAACUUCUUCAAGACACUGAAUUUUGGUCAACAUAUGACAUUGGACAAACGCAAAACAAUACGCAUGGAUCAAUUGAAUAUUGCGCAGAGAACCAUCUUGUUGAUAAUAUAUGUACAACGAAUACUUACGAAUAUUAUUAUUCUGAAUUGAAACUAAACGAAGAUAAUAUGUCUUCCAUAAAUAAUAAUGAUUAUGAUAAUAAAUUAAAUGAUUCAUUUGAUAAUAAUGCUAUCUCGAAUCGAAAAGAUGAUCAUAAUCUUAUUGAAAUCAAUUUAAAACAUCCAAAACAGUAA